AUGCCGAGCAUGUGUUUGAGUUUCUGCCUGGUUCUGCUGCUGCCCUGGUGUAUCCAGGGCCAGAGGAGCAGCCCUGCCGGCACCACAUCGGGUGAAGACACACAGACGGACAUACUGGCCGUCAGCAUCCUGAACCGCAGUGGCAUCUUGUACUCGGUGUUUCCGCCUGAGUAUCACCCCAUGCUCCGACAGGUACGCGCACCACGCCCAGCCUCCCAGGUCCCAAAGAGAGCCCAGCAGGGAUCCCGCUUCGCCCUGUCCCUCGACGUUCCCACCAGCAUCCUCAGCGUUCUCAUAGACCUGGCCAAAAAUCAGGACAUGAGAACCAAGGCAGCAGCCAAUGCAGAACUGAUGGCCCGCAUUGGCAAGAGGAAAUAG
This is a messenger RNA of Lampris incognitus (smalleye Pacific opah), 378 nucleotides long. Its product is annotated as urocortin-2-like. NCBI's taxonomy places the organism in Eukaryota, Metazoa, Chordata, Actinopteri, Lampriformes, Lampridae. Gene Ontology annotation, molecular function: hormone activity; corticotropin-releasing hormone receptor 2 binding. The transcript has a single exon. Gene Ontology annotation, cellular component: extracellular region. The coding region runs from base 1 to 378 and encodes 125 amino acids. The record is from RefSeq and is a predicted model, not a curated record. Gene Ontology annotation, biological process: hormone-mediated signaling pathway; adenylate cyclase-activating G protein-coupled receptor signaling pathway; digestion.